This is a messenger RNA of Leptopilina boulardi, 1543 nucleotides long. RefSeq names its product 26S proteasome regulatory subunit 7 (gene Rpt1). The transcript has 6 exons. Lineage: Eukaryota; Metazoa; Arthropoda; Insecta; Hymenoptera; Figitidae. The record is from RefSeq and is a predicted model, not a curated record. Bases 121 to 1425 code for a protein of 434 amino acids. Gene Ontology annotation, molecular function: proteasome-activating activity; ATP binding; ATP hydrolysis activity. Gene Ontology annotation, cellular component: proteasome regulatory particle, base subcomplex. Gene Ontology annotation, biological process: proteasome-mediated ubiquitin-dependent protein catabolic process.
AGUUCAAAUUUUUCGCUUGUAAUCGGUCGUGGCGUAUAUAACCUUAAAAUCAUAAAUAUUAAAUUCCUUUCAGAAACUAUAAGUUUUUAGUGUUUAUUUCAGUUUUAAUUAAACUUCAAUAUGCCGGAUCAUUUAGGAGAUGAUAUGAGGAAAGUCAAAUCUGAGGAGGAUAAAGAGGAAAAAGAUAUAAAACCUCUUGACGAAGGAGAUAUCGCUCUACUGAAAACAUACGGUCAAGGACAAUAUACAAAGAGUAUAAAAAAUGUUGAAGAAGACAUUCAAACGGUAAUAAAGAGGGUAAAUGAAUUGACUGGAAUUAAGGAAUCCGAUACUGGUCUUGCACCACCAGCAUUAUGGGAUCUUGCCGCUGACAAGCAAACAUUACAAAAUGAACAACCAUUGCAAGUGGCUCGUUGUACAAAAAUUAUCAAUGCCGAUACAGAUGAUCCCAAAUAUAUUAUUAAUGUAAAGCAAUUUGCUAAAUUUGUUGUUGAUUUGGCAGAUUCUGUUGCGCCAACAGAUAUUGAAGAGGGUAUGAGAGUUGGUGUAGAUCGUAAUAAAUAUCAAAUUCACAUACCACUUCCACCAAAAAUUGAUCCAACUGUGACAAUGAUGCAAGUGGAGGAAAAACCCGACGUUACUUACAGUGAUGUUGGUGGUUGUAAGGAACAAAUAGAAAAAUUACGAGAAGUCGUCGAGACACCUUUACUUCAUCCUGAGAAAUUCGUAAAUCUAGGAAUUGAACCACCAAAAGGUGUUCUUCUCUUUGGACCACCGGGUACGGGAAAAACACUUUGCGCACGUGCUGUUGCAAAUCGAACCGAUGCUUGCUUUAUUCGUGUCAUUGGUUCUGAAUUAGUUCAAAAAUAUGUUGGCGAGGGAGCUAGAAUGGUUAGAGAGCUUUUCGAAAUGGCUCGUAGUAAAAAAGCGUGUCUUAUUUUCUUUGACGAAAUCGAUGCUAUUGGUGGUGCUCGUUUCGAUGACGGUGCAGGUGGAGAUAAUGAAGUCCAACGAACCAUGUUGGAACUUAUCAAUCAAUUGGAUGGCUUUGAUCCAAGGGGUAACAUUAAAGUAUUGAUGGCAACUAAUAGACCAGACACGUUAGAUCCUGCUUUGAUGCGUCCUGGACGUUUAGACAGAAAAGUAGAAUUUGGACUUCCAGAUCUUGAAGGACGAACGCACAUUUUUAAAAUUCACGCUCGUUCAAUGAGUGUUGAAAGAGAUAUAAGAUUUGAAUUAUUAGCACGUUUAUGUCCAAAUAGCACUGGUGCGGAAAUUCGUUCCGUUUGUACGGAAGCUGGGAUGUUUGCAAUUCGAGCUCGUCGUAAAGUCGCUACAGAGAAAGACUUCCUCGAAGCCGUCAACAAAGUUAUUAAGUCCUAUGCUAAAUUCUCCGCUACACCCAAGUACAUGACUUACAACUAAACUUCUCAUUAAAACAACAAACUACUUUGUACUGGUUCAAAUUUUUCUUAAAAAUAAGUUUUGCAUUAACUCAAUAUUCGUUAAUAAUAAAUAAAAAAAAAAUCGUAUAAAAAUAGAA